Molecule: messenger RNA, 4640 nt
Organism: Callithrix jacchus (white-tufted-ear marmoset)
Lineage: Eukaryota; Metazoa; Chordata; Mammalia; Primates; Cebidae
Gene: ANKRD13C
Product: ankyrin repeat domain 13C
Biological process (GO): protein retention in ER lumen
Cellular component (GO): cytoplasm
Molecular function (GO): signaling receptor binding
Source: RefSeq, a predicted model, not a curated record
UUCCUGACAACUCAACACUAAAAUUCGCCCCCCACCUUUUUUUUCCCCUGUGCAACGCACCUCCCCGUCUCCGCUUUUAAUUGUUUGGCUGCCAUUCCUCUUCUACAGUGCUCCUUGCAAUGAGGAAUGGGGACUGUGCUUUACAUAUUUGCGAACUAGGUGUAUGGCACGAAGUAGAUGUUUAGUAAAUGCUGAUUGAAUGAGUAUCCUGUGUAUCUCAGAGGCAUCACACCCAGCGUGCCGUGGCGUCAUUCCGCACUCCUCUGCGGGAGGCUCAGAUCCGGAGGGUUUAAGUGGUUAUUUAUAACAAACACCGAACAGCUCCAACGCAAGCUGUGGUUUCAGACCGCCCACAAAAAGCGCAGCUGGCGGGAGUGCGGGCUCUGGGUCGACUGGCAGCUGGAAGACUCCAGCUCCUGCGGAAACACCCUGCUUGGGAGGCGCCGGCGCCCCGUAACUCUGGGAAUAAAAGGUGCGAGGGAGGGAGCUGGCGGCUCACUUAUCGCGGUGUUUCUUCCCUUUUCACUACCGGAGGAGCUCUCGCGAGAGGAGCAAGAGGAAGAUGGCCGUGCCCUGAUUUUCGGUUUGAGGCAGCGACGGCGGCGGCUCUGAAGGCGAAACUGAGAUCCUGGUGUCGUGGGCACCUGAGCUCUAGCACCCCCCAGCGAGCGCGCGUCCCUUCGUGCCUAGGCGAGAGCCGGCUCUUCCCCGGGAGAUGCGUUUGUCCCAGGCUCGGGGGCGCAGUGGGAGUUCAUGCUGCGCUGGAGGCUCCUGGCCACCGCUCUAAUCGCCUUGUGCCGCCCCAGCGCCAGCUCCGUCGCCGGCGGUGAGCCUCCCGAUCCCCCCCACUGCCCCUGGCGGCGGCGAUGACCGGGGAGAAGAUCCGUUCACUGCGGAGGGACCACAAGCCCAGCAAAGAAGAAGGGGACCUGCUGGAGCCCGGGGAUGAGGAAGCGGCGGCUGCCCUCGGCGGCACCUUUACCAGAAGCAGGAUUGGCAAGGGCGGCAAAGCUUGUCAUAAGAUCUUCAGUAACCAUCACCACCGGCUGCAGCUGAAGGCAGCUCCGGCCUCCUCCAAUCCCCCCGGCGCCCCGGCCCUGCCGCUGCACAAUUCCUCCGUGCCUGCCACCUCCCAGUCCCCGGCCCUUCUAGCCGGCACCAACCCCGUUCCUGUCGUCGCGGAUGGAGGCAGUUGCCCCGCACACUACCCAGUGCACGAGUGCGUCUUCAAGGGGGAUGUGAGGAGACUCUCCUCUCUCAUCCGCACGCACAAUAUCGGGCAGAAAGAUAAUCACGGAAAUACUCCUUUACACCUUGCUGUGAUGUUAGGAAAUAAAGAAUGUGCCCAUUUACUUUUGGCUCACAAUGCUCCAGUCAAGGUGAAAAAUGCUCAGGGAUGGAGCCCUCUGGCGGAAGCCAUCAGCUAUGGAGAUAGACAGAUGAUUACAGCUCUUUUAAGGAAGCUUAAGCAGCAAUCCAGGGAAAGUGUUGAAGAAAAACGACCUCGAUUAUUAAAAGCCCUGAAAGAGCUAGGUGACUUUUAUCUAGAACUUCACUGGGAUUUUCAAAGCUGGGUGCCUUUACUUUCCCGAAUUCUGCCUUCCGAUGCAUGUAAAAUAUACAAACAAGGUAUCAAUAUCAGGCUUGACACAACUCUCAUAGACUUUACUGACAUGAAGUGCCAACGAGGGGAUCUAAGCUUCAUUUUCAAUGGGGAUGCGGCGCCCUCUGAAUCUUUCGUAGUAUUAGACAAUGAACAAAAAGUUUAUCAGCGAAUACAUCACGAGGAAUCAGAGAUGGAAACAGAAGAAGAGGUUGAUAUUUUAAUGAGCAGUGAUAUUUACUCUGCAACUUUAUCAACAAAAUCAAUUUCUUUCACGCGUGCCCAGACGGGAUGGCUUUUUCGGGAAGAUAAAACAGAAAGAGUAGGAAACUUUUUGGCAGACUUUUAUCUGGUGAAUGGACUUGUUUUAGAAUCAAGGAAAAGAAGGGAACAUCUCAGUGAAGAGGAUAUUCUUCGAAAUAAGGCCAUCAUGGAGAGUUUGAGUAAAGGUGGAAACAUAAUGGAACAGAAUUUUGAGCCGGUUCGAAGACAGUCUCUGACACCUCCUCCUCAGAACACUAUUACAUGGGAAGAAUAUAUAUCUGCUGAAAAUGGAAAAGCUCCUCAUCUGGGUAGAGAAUUGGUGUGCAAAGAGAGUAAGAAAACAUUUAAAGCGACGAUAGCCAUGAGCCAGGAAUUUCCCUUAGGGAUAGAGUUAUUAUUGAAUGUUUUAGAAGUAAUAGCUCCCUUCAAGCACUUUAACAAGCUUAGAGAAUUUGUUCAGAUGAAGCUUCCUCCAGGCUUUCCUGUAAAAUUAGAUAUACCUGUGUUUCCCACAAUCACAGCCACUGUGACUUUUCAGGAGUUUCGAUACGAUGAAUUUGAUGGCUCCAUCUUUACUAUACCUGAUGACUACAAGGAAGACCCAAGCCGUUUUCCUGAUCUUUAACUGACAUGGAAAAGGAUGCUGUCUGACCAAGGAAAGAAAAUGCAGAGACCCUAGAAGUGGAUCCAAAUAGAAGGGACAAAUGCUUUCAGUGAAGAAAAGGGAAUUACACAAUGAAUUGACACAUCAGUAAUAUGAUACAGUGAAAUGGGCCUCUAAUAAGAAUUUCAGCCAGUUUUCUGAUGUGCCAUUUUUGGUCCUUUUAAAAAUAUACAUAUUAUAAAUGUAAUAGUUUGACACCUUAAUGACCCUGAGACCUUCGUAUGUAAAGCAGCUAUGAGUGCUGUGAUUUGUUUUUAAAAAUUUUUACACUUCUUGUUGAAAUAUAUAUGCAUAUAAAUAUAUCUAUAUCUAUAUCUAAAACACUCCUGGACCAUUAACGUAAAUUAAAUGUCUUAAGAGAUAUGGAGCCCUUUUAAACUUGUCAUCUUAAUUCAAGGUGACAUUUAUAAAUAUUCCUUUGAGCUUUGUUUUCAUAAAAUGUAAACUAUGUAACAUUAUGUAUAGUUCAGUAAUUUGAAUGUUUGUUCAAUAUAAUGAACUAGAAGGAAUGCAAUUUUCUGUAGAUGAAUGAACCAAAUGGUAACCAUUAAACAAUUGCAUUUAUAUGUUGCAAUACAUUUCAGAAGGAGCAUUCACUCUGCAGGGAAUAAGGUACCUCUCCUUUAGCACCUUAGUGCAAUUCAUUGUGGUGCUAUUUGUUUUUACCUGAAUGUUUGUUACUAAUCUUCCUUUCAUAGAACCUCUAUUUUGUUUUUCUAAACUUGAGUUUGAGUCCUUGUUAUGUUCAUCAUGAGGUAAUGAAUGGUUAGCAUGUUUAAAGAUAUUCCUCUUCCAAAUCUCAGCACUUUAAAAAAAAUUCCAAAUUUUUAAACUUGCUUCCUAAUAAGUGCACAUCAGUCUGAUUACUUUGUUUGUUUUUAGUAGAAUGUGGAUACACUGGAGUCAGUUUUAAAAAACAAUACACAUAUUUUGGACAACCCUACAUAUUUAAUGCUUUCAAAAUAAGAUAAAAACAUUUUAUAUGCUAACAGAAUAUAUUUGUUACAAGUUAAAGUCCAGAAGUAUACAGAAGAUUGAUGAUUCCUAUUGUUUAUUUUUUUUAAAUCACAGGAAAAUAUUUAUUGAUUUAAUUUUCUCCAAAUGAUAAAAUCAUGUAUUACUCAUUUUUGCACUUAAAAUUUUUCUUAUUUAUUCCAACAUGGUUUGAAGGUCCAAGUAUGAAACUGACUUAGGGGGAAUAAUGUAUAACAGUUAUAAAGUAUCAUGUUGUAUUAAAGAGCUUACUUAGAUCGAUGUUUUUAAAAUGUAUCCUGAUGAAUGUCUCAAGAAUGCAUCUGUCAAGUUUUUUUAGACUGACCAGUAGCUUAAACUUUUUCGAGGAUUUUAGAUAAUUUAAAAUGAGUUUAGAGACCCAUAUUGAAAAUAUGACUUAAAACUCCAAAGUAUAAACUAAGAAAAAUUUUAAAUAAACAUCAUCUUUAAAGCUGCAUCUUCCAUGCUGAUACAUACAUUGCAUAUGUUGGCAUUAAGUACAUUUUAUAAUAAAGAAAAAUAAUCAUAGUUAAAAAUUGAAACACCUAAUUACUACCUUACAUGGGCCUGUUGAAUGUUGGGGAAAGUGUUAGUAAACCCAGACUAGCUUUAUUGAAUAGAAGUUGAUCCCUGUUAUUUAGGAAAUGGGUAGAUCAGAUGACUUAGAGACUGAAUUAUCCUAUGUGUGGUUAUGUGGGGUUGGAGACACUGAAAGGCAGUGAUCACUGUUGCUUUUCAGCUCUCUUACUUUGUAGGAAUUUGGUAUACUUUCAGGAAUAUGCUACAGAUUUUUUUCAUAAGAACAGACACCUUAGGGAGGAAAAAAACAUGGGUAAUUGAAACUUAUGAUUUAUUAAUUUCUUAACAGCACAGCUAUGAAUAUUUUGCUGGGGUGCACUGAAGGGUAGGAAGACUACUGGAAAUUUUUGCACUUGAAUUUUGUUUUUAAAGCUUUUUCCUUUAAAUAAUAGUAGAAACAGAUUAUCCAUUCCAAAAUGUCCUUUCUCUGAUCACGAAGAGCAAACAAAUGUUAAUAUCUCUUACGAUGGUUAAAAAAAAAAAAAAAAAGGAAUUAAUCAAUGCAAAUAAACUUUUCACAGUUUUACUUUUCAUGAA